This is a messenger RNA of Acomys russatus (golden spiny mouse), 1512 nucleotides long. RefSeq names its product phosphatidylethanolamine N-methyltransferase (gene Pemt). Bases 74 to 784 code for a protein of 236 amino acids. The transcript is spliced from 7 exons. Gene Ontology annotation, molecular function: phosphatidylethanolamine N-methyltransferase activity. Gene Ontology annotation, biological process: phosphatidylcholine biosynthetic process. NCBI's taxonomy places the organism in Eukaryota, Metazoa, Chordata, Mammalia, Rodentia, Muridae. The record is from RefSeq and is a predicted model, not a curated record.
GCUAAGGGACCGGCUCUCCGGCCAAGCGGCUGGGUGAGAUCCUUACGUGGCACCUCCUGAGGGGGCUCGUGGGAUGGAAGAAAAUACGAGCCCUAGAGCCGCACUUAUGAGCAUCUCCGUGGCGGGUCACGACUGCUGCGGAGGCCUCGGCAAUCUCGACCUCAGGCAGGCAGAUCUCUUCGUUAUGACGUGGCUACUGCGUUACGUGGACCCCACAGAGCCCAGCUUUGUGGCUGCCGUGCUCACCAUUGUGUUCAAUCCGCUCUUCUGGAAUGUGGUAGCAAGGUGGGAGCAGAGAACUCGCAAGUUGAGCAGGGCCUUCGGGUCUCCCUACCUAGCCUGCUAUUCCCUGGGCAGCGCCAUCCUGCUUCUGAACGUACUCCGCUCCCACUGCUUCACGCAGGCCAUGAUGAGCCAGCCCAAGAUGGAGAGCCUGGAGAACCACACCACCUACUUCCUGGGCCUUGCACUGCUGGGCUGGGGCCUUGUGUUUGUGCUGUCCAGCUUCUUUGCACUGGGGUUCACUGGGACCUUUCUAGGUGACUACUUUGGGAUCCUCAAGGAGGCCAGAGUGACCACAUUUCCCUUCAGCGUGCUAGACAACCCUAUGUACUGGGGGAGUACAGCCAAUUACCUAGGCUGGGCACUUAUGCACGCCAGCCCCACGGGCCUGCUGCUGGCGGGGCUGGUUGCACUCGUCUACGUGGCGGCACUCCUGUAUGAAGAGCCCUUCACCGCUGAGAUCUACCGACAGAAAGCCACCAGGUUGCACAAAAGGAGCUGACAGGGCCAUGAGGGAUCUGUGGAAAGCCGGACUGGCCCUCCCAGCUGCCCCAAGCAACAAUCCUUCUUGGGAAGAGCAGCCCUGGCCACUGCACCAGUGCCUUGGAAACCAUUCAUGGGGGCCUCAGGCAUUACGCCAUGUAACCGCUGAGACCCCCAUCUCCACCAUGCCUCAACACACUAAUAAAGGCUUUGUGACCUCAGUACCUCUCUGGUCCCCCUUCCCAUCCUGGUCCAGGCGGGGAGCUGUGUGGGGGAUGGGCUUCUGGGCCAGAUUGGUUUGGCCCUUUCCUGUGCAGCCUCCUGGUGCUGUCUAGGAUUCUCAGAAGCCCUCAGCAGUAGAACUGGCUGCAGCCACAGCCCUUCCUAAGCAUUGGACACCUGGGUCACCUGCCAUCCAUGCCCCAGCAUUCCCAGGACAUGCCCUUGCUGCCAGGAACCCAGCUCAAUAUCCUCCAACUUUAGGGUGGAGGUUUAUCAGAUUAAAUGGCACUGCCAUUGCACUAAGAUUGCCACCCAAAAGCAGGAUCUAGUGGACACCCCUGUGUCCAUCAGAGUGGGGUAAAAUUCAGCUGGAGAGAUAGGAUGUGUAGGCAGGGCACAAGUGACCAAGAAGGUGGUGUCAGAAAUUGAUACUGGAGCAUCAGAGGGGGCCAAAGGACAGUCUUCCUCUGUUCCUCCGGGCUCUGUGUGGCCAUUAGCAGCUGGGCCCACCUUGACCCCCAGGAC